Messenger RNA from Lachnellula hyalina, 1944 nucleotides. RefSeq names its product ATP-dependent DNA helicase II subunit (gene KU70). NCBI's taxonomy places the organism in Eukaryota, Fungi, Ascomycota, Leotiomycetes, Helotiales, Lachnaceae. Gene Ontology annotation, molecular function: damaged DNA binding; double-stranded DNA binding; telomeric repeat DNA binding. The transcript has 3 exons. Gene Ontology annotation, biological process: cellular response to X-ray; cellular response to gamma radiation; double-strand break repair via nonhomologous end joining. Gene Ontology annotation, cellular component: nucleus; Ku70:Ku80 complex. The record is from RefSeq and is a predicted model, not a curated record. Bases 1 to 1944 code for a protein of 647 amino acids.
AUGGCGGAAGGCAAUGAAAGCUGGAAGAACAAGGACGAUCAGGAAGAGGACGAGGAAGACGUUGAUGAGACCGCAUACACCACCCAAAAAGAUGCCGUUCUCUUCGCAAUCGAAGUCAGCGAAUCUAUGCUCGCUCCUCCUCCACACUCCGACUCCAAGAAAUCCGAAACCGACAGUGCAACUGCUGCUGCCAUCAAGUGCGCAUACCAAAUCAUGCAACAGCGCAUAAUAUCACAUCCGAAAGACAAGAUGGGCGUCCUCCUUUUUGGCACUGAAAAAUCAAAGUUUGAGGAAAGAGAUGACAAUGACAAUGGCAAUGUCACAUACCCGCACUGCUACCUUUUGACCGAUCUUACUGUCCCGUCAGCAGCGGAUGUCAAAGCCCUGAAGGCCAUAGUAGAAGAUGAGGACGAAGCUCAAAGUUUGCUAAAGCCAAGUGAAGAACCUGUUGAUAUGCCAAACUUACUAUUCUGCGCCAACCAAAUCUUCACUAGAGGGGCACCGGACUUUGCAUCCAGAAGAUUGUUCAUCAUCACAGACAAGGACGACCCUCAUUCAGCAAAUAAGGCCCUGAGAUCAUCAGCCACUGUUCGGGCAAAGGAUCUCUAUGAUUUGGGCGUUACCAUUGAAUUGUUCCCCAUAUCUCAUCCGGAUCACAAGUUCGACCGCACAAAGUUUUACGAUGACAUCAUCUAUCGCGAUCCAGCAGAUGAUGGAGGUGACUUGGCAACAGCCCCUAGGGAUUUCAAAUCUGCUGGUGGUGAUGGCAUAAGCCUUCUUAACGACCUCAUUUCAGACAUCAAUUCCAAGCAAUUUACGAAACGCGCACUCUUCUCCAACAUGAAAUUUGAGAUUGGUCCUGAGUUCCAAAUCUCGGUCAAGGGGUAUAAUCUUCUCCAGCCUGCAAAACCGGCAAAGCAAGACUGGGUUUACCAAGGAGGCGAAACAAAUCAGAUAGUGAAGCCGGAAUCAGCUCGUUUGAAUGACGAUGACACCAAACCCGUUGAAAAGGACGAAAUCAAGAAAGCCUACAAAUUUGGCGGCACUCAAAUUUUGUUCACAUCCGAGGAACAGGAAAAGUUGAGAUCGUUCGGUAAGCCUGGCAUUCGGAUUAUAGGCUUCAAACCUCAGUCGAUGCUACCAUUCUGGGCUUCCGUCAAGAAAUCUACAUUCAUAUAUCCCAGUGAGGAAGGCUUUGUUGGUUCAAGCCGUGUUUUCUCGGCACUAUGGCAGAAACUUGUAAAGAACAAGAUCAUGGGCCUUGCAUGGUUCAUCGCCAGACAAAACUCGAGCCCGACCAUUGUCGCCAUCUUGCCCUCGGAGGAACGCCUUUCCGAAAACACAGGUCUUCAACUCAACCCUGCCGGACUAUGGCUCUACCCCCUCCCCUUCGCCGACGACAUCCGCGAAGCCCCAGACCAACUCACACAAGUCUUCAGCCCCGAUAAUCUCACCAACGAAAUGCGCACAGUAAUAAAACAACUGCAACUCCCGAAAGGCAUCUACGACCCAAGCAAAUACCCCAAUCCAUCCCUACAAUGGCACUACAAGAUUCUCCAAGCCAUAGCAUUAGAAGAAGACAUCCCCGAGACGCCAGAAGAUAAAACCGUACCCAAAUACCGCCAAGUAGAGAAGCGCGCUGGUGAGUACAUACAUAACUGGGGCCAGCUACUGGAAGAGGCGACCAAUGUUUACCGGAAAGAGCAUGGCUCAGGCGCAAAGCACGAGCGAGCUGAUUCGGACGGUCCGGUGAAGAAAAAGGUCAAGACGGAGGGGCUGGAUAAUGUGGGUGACGAUGAGCUGAAGAAAAUUAUUAGUACUGGGAAGCUAGCUAAGCAUACUGUUGCGGAACUGAAGGAUUUGCUGGCGGCGAAGGGCUUGAGUAAUAGUGGGAGGAAGCCGGACUUGAUUGAGAGGAUCGAGCAGUGGGCUGAUGAGAAUUAA